Hibiscus syriacus is the source of this 901-nucleotide messenger RNA. RefSeq lists its product as uncharacterized. The transcript is spliced from 2 exons. Lineage: Eukaryota; Viridiplantae; Streptophyta; Magnoliopsida; Malvales; Malvaceae. The record is from RefSeq and is a predicted model, not a curated record. The coding region runs from base 183 to 761 and encodes 192 amino acids.
UUUCAAACUUUAUUUGGAACAAAGAAUUUCCUAAACCAAUCCGAAAAUAGAAAUGCCAAACAUUUUCUAUAUAAAAUCUGAACAUAAACCCGACAAUCCAGUAAGCUGCCCUAACUUUCCUCUUCUGUUCCAGGAAGCAGAGUCAUUCAAAAAACACGAUCGUAGCUUGCAGGAUUUCAAUAAUGGAAGAAUCUGAGCAAUACCCAAAGGACUAUCACACCGGCAACCUCAGGAGACUGCCUUCAUCUUCUUCAUCGACGACAAGCGUUCACGUCAUCGCCUUGGAUGGUCUCGUCAACGUGAAUUCUCUCUUCACCAUCGCCGUCUUCGUGGGCCUUUCUUUGACCACUCCGGACCAGCACAGUCUCGAGAAUCGAGCUCCCUGCGACGCCGGCAUUGGCGUGGCGAAAAAGCUCUUGGUAUUCGAGGUCGUCUCCUUCAGCUUCUUCCUUUUCUCCUCCCUGGUGGCGCAGGGCUUGAAGCUCGCCAUCAAUUUGUUGAACAGCAAAGACGUGGAUGAAGCUUUCAGGGCCCACAUUAACCUCAAGGUUCUGAGGUUCGGGAUGAUGGGGUCCGCCGUGGGAUCCGUCAUGGGGUGCUUGUUUUUGAUGCUGUCGAUGGUGAACGUGAUCGAGAUACGGCUGGGGAUGUUGUCUUGCGGCAGUAAGUCCGCCAUCCAUGCGGUGGGGGCUUUGGUCAUCCUGGUUUCUUCCGCUCUCUUGGUUUACAUUUCCACUGCGGUUUAUGCUUUCUUGCAUUGAAUUCUAACCAACUUCAGCUUUGGUAAACAAAUAUUGUAAAUCAAAAUCGUGGGUUGCUUAUGUUUUGUCGGCCUAAAUUGAGAUUUCUAAGUACCCAAUAUACAUUUAAUUUCAAUGAUGAUAGUUUGUUGUUGCUUCCU